GUUGUCCAGUCGCAAGAGUUCAACGGAGCGCGAUGGCCCCACGCCGCCUCCUCGACGCGCUGCUCGAAGACCACGCCGCUCGGCUGGCGACGCUCAUCCACGCGCAGGCGCCAGAGCAGUACGCAGUCGCCAAGCUGCGCAAGAAGCUCGUCAAAAAGUCCCAGACGCUGCCGCCGGCGCAGCGCGACGCCGCCGUCGCUACCGUCGUCAACCUUCUCGUGCAAGACCCGCACAUCACGCUCGUCGCCAAGCGCCAGCUCGUUUCGUCCGGCGCAGCAGCGUCCGCACCAGAGGAAGCGCUGCCGGUGCUCCACCACCUCGCACGCCAAGUGGCGUCGCACCCUGUCAGCCUGGCGACAAUUCAGGGCCACAUAGAAAAGGCCACCGCGACAGCGACCGUGCAAGAGCUCGUGGAUGCGCUGCUCCACCUCGGAUGCUUUCGCCAAGGCAAGAACGGCAAGGGCGCCGACGCGAUCCUGUACGACGAAGCCGCGCUGCUGCGGCCCGUCACGGACUUUGCCGAUGUGAGUUUUUUGCGGUCGUAUGCCCAUGCAUCGGUGGCCAAUGAGCCGGAGAAGCCAAAGAAGGUCAAGAAGACCACGAAGACUACGAAGGCCAAGGAGCCAAAGGUCGAGGCCAAGACGCCGCCCGCGCCGAUGCCAGUGCCCAGCGGGAGCCUCUUGGACGCGCUCGUGCAGGACCUUGCCGUGCGCAUCGUAUUUUUGAUUCAGCUCGAGCUCAAAAAGACUGGCGCGUGCGUCGGCUGGCGAGCACUCAUCGAGAAGCGUCUGCGACUGGCGGCGUUUGUGCCGACGGCGCAUUUUGACGCCGCCGUCGCUGCCGUCGAAGCGACGGUUGUCACGUGCGGCAACGUUGUCGUGACUGCCGACGGCAACCUGCAGCUCGCACCCGGCGCCGUGGCGCAGACCAAGUACACACUCCCGACGUCGCCCAAGCCGGACGUCAUCUCGAAAUUGGUGACACGCUACGCCAGUCGCGCCGUGGCCGCUCCGGUUCCCCUCAAGACGCUUCAAAACGAGCUGGGAAACAAGCCCGUCGAGAAGCACGACCCAGCCAAGGCCGUCGCCCUCGUGCUGCGCGGGCUCGAGCGCUUGGGUUGCUUUCACGUUGAUCGCACCAACCCCAAGAAGGAGGUUGUUGCGAUCUUGCCGUCCAGCCUCGUGUGCCCGGUAUCAAGCUUUGAGGACCUCCACUUUCUGCAAACGCCACCGGCUCCCGUCACGGCGCCAACGACAAAGACAAAGGCGAAAAAGAAGAAGGCAAAGCAGCCGAAUACGCCGCCACACGUCGAGGCAGCACGGGCAGAGGUUGACACCAACGUCGACAGUGCGACUACGGUCGCGCCGUCCGACGUGCCGGCCCUCGUCGAGGCCUACAUGGCGCUCUUCCUGGACGCGCUGGCGGAGUGGGUCGAAGGCGGCAACGACUUUCAUGUCUCGUACAUCCGCGGGCAACUCCAGCCGCUCUUGCCACCGGGGACCGACACGACGGAGAUUGUCGACGCUGUCGUGGCGGCGCUGCGUCAAGAUGCGCGAUUCGUAUGGACAGAGGCAAAAGGACACCAACGCUACUUUAGUCGGCAACCGCCCCGUGCUGCGUCGUCGUCCAACAUCACGGAGGCCGAACACACUCUUGCCUAAUCCAACACCAAUAUUCUCCAAAUUGAAACCCCACAAUGUUGACAAUUCUCAC
Saprolegnia diclina VS20 is the source of this 1713-nucleotide messenger RNA. RefSeq lists its product as hypothetical. Bases 33 to 1661 code for a protein of 542 amino acids. The transcript has a single exon. The record is from RefSeq and is a predicted model, not a curated record. Lineage: Eukaryota; Oomycota; Saprolegniomycetes; Saprolegniales; Saprolegniaceae.